AUGUCAAACUCGGCAACACCAACCAAUUCAACAAGUGAAAAUAAUACUCCUCAACAAACAACUCCUAUUCGCAGUCCUCAUAGUAAUCAAAGCCACCACAGUAGUAUACCAAGUAGCCCACGCCAACAAAGCUCGAAUCACGGAAAUGAAAUUAACAAAUAUGUAUCAGAACAAAAUUCGCCCCUUUCAGAGCUAGUAGACACCGAUUCAGCCAGUGACAAUGAAAUAGUUCGUCGUAAACGUGUAAAACGUCAUGCCGUAGAAUCUCCUACUCAUGAUAGCUCUCGUACAAGGUCUUUAAAAAGUUCGUCAAUAACGCCAACUGCACUAUCGCCUAAAAAUCAAGACGCGAUUUCCGAACUUUUUUCAGAGAAGCACUUGACCAAAAAAAGUCCAUGGGAAAUUACCGACGAAGAUACAAAAAAUGAUAACUCCGGUAACGAAGAUAUAGAUUUAUUUGGAGGUGCAGUUAGUGACGAUGAAGGGCAAUUCGAACACUUACAUAAAGACGCACCGAUGUCAGAUGAUGAAGGAUAUACUCGGCCUAGAUCCUUUAAUACUGGAAAUUAUGAAUUAGUCUACGCAAAACCUCCGGGUAGCUGUGAUGGAAAGUAUUAUAUAGCAAAAUUGCCAAAUUUUUUUACUUACUGCACCCAAGCAUAUGCACCUGAAAGCUACACAGAAGAAGAUGAUUACAAGCAUGGAAAUACAAUUAGGUUAGGCGCAGAAAACACGAUAAGAUGGCGAUAUAAAAGGAACGAAAUGGUGAAAGAAUCAAACACCAAAAUGAUUAAAUGGUCGGAUGGAACAAUGUCAUUGCUUAUUGGAGAAGAAAUGUUUCUAAUUAAUUCUCACGAUAUAUCUAAGCAACAUACAUUUCUUGGAGUCCCAAAUGUACACAGUAAUUCGAUUGAAAAUCAUGCAAGGUUGACAAACCAAGUUACUUUCCGUCCUGAUCCCAACAGUCGGACACACAAAAGAUUGAGUGCUGCCAUUCAGGCUAGAAAUGUUAAACAAGUCAAGACAAAAUUUGUUGAUAUAAAUGAUCCAAAAUUAAUUGAAUUACAACUUCAAAGUGAAAGAGAAAAAAAACCACGCACCGAAAAACGUACAACUGUAGCUUCAAAAUCAAGGUCGCGUAAAAGGUCCUUUGACGAAUAUUCAGAUCCAGAUGAACCAAGCUACAUGUUAUAUAGAAGGAAUGAUUCAUACGAGGAUGACACUGGUUUUGUGGUUGCAGAUGAGAAUGACUCUGAUGACGAAUAUAACCGGCCAGAAAAAAGGCGCAAAGGAAAAGAACGAGCUACCGAAAGCCGUAGGAAGAGAGACUUAACACCUGUUGAGAGUUCGUUAAGGUUACGAAAGCGUCAUCUUGACGAGAGCAAAGAAGAAAACUUGGAUGAAUAUGGAGAUAAUGGCCAAGAAGAACACCUUGAAGAGGGAGAUGGUGACAUGUCACUUGAUAAGCUCCCAAAGCGCGUAAAAGAGGAUGUUGAAGAGAUCGAUGCCGAUAUUGAUAUCGACGAAAGUCUUUUACAUGAUCACGACGAAGAGGAAGAAGAUAUGCCUGUUGUGAAGAAGGGAAGAAGAAGCAAUAGGAUGAUUAUUGAGGAUGACUAA
This is a messenger RNA of Funneliformis geosporum, 1620 nucleotides long. The record is from the annotation of a GenBank genome assembly. NCBI's taxonomy places the organism in Eukaryota, Fungi, Glomeromycota, Glomeromycetes, Glomerales, Glomeraceae.